Molecule: messenger RNA, 4480 nt
Organism: Cuscuta campestris
Lineage: Eukaryota; Viridiplantae; Streptophyta; Magnoliopsida; Solanales; Convolvulaceae
Source: the annotation of a GenBank genome assembly
GUGUAGCUCGAGAGGGCCUCUCGGGACACUGGAUUAGCCACACGUUGUGGUGAACUAGGAUAAAAUUCGGUGUGCUCCUUCCUUACGCUCUUUACUUUAACGCUCUCGUUUUAAUUUCCUGCGAUCCCCUUGGGCCUUUAUUCUAACAAUUGGUAUCAGAGCCAUACUCUCUGAAAGACUUAACUGUUUGAGAGAAAUGAUCAAUGGCUUCUACUCAAAGUUCAUACGCAGUCUCACACCAGAAUGGCGCUCCAAAGCCGAUGCCAUCCAAGAGUCCAUCGGCAUCACCAACGUCACCAUUGACGGGCUUAGGGGUAACCUCAAAACCUAUGAGUCCACCAUUCUAUACCCUUCUUUAGGUGAACAAAAGAAAAAGGGGAUUGCACUCAAGGCUACCUCAAGUCAAGAACCCGCCAUGGAGGAAUCAAGCGAUGAGGACAACGAGUUCGGGCUCGUCAUCAAAAAGUUCCACAAGUUCAUGCGAAAAGAGUAUGAACGAAAGGGCAAAAAGCAUGUAGAACCACCCAAGUGCUAUGGGUGUGGAGAAGUUGGGCACAUCAAGCCAAAAUGCCCAAAUGCCAAAAACGAGAAAGAGAAGAAACCGUUCAAGAAGCACCGAGCUUACAUUUCAUGGGGAGGUGAUUCCGGCGAAGAGUCAUCGGAAGGCGAAGAGAAUGAAAGCGCCAACCUUUGCCUCAUGGCACACGAGGAACCACCGGAAGAGGCUUAUAGAGUCUUCAACAAACGCACCUUAACCGUUGAGGAAUCUCCUCAUGUUGUCUUUGCCGAAAAUGAUGCUCGCUUGGCGAGAAAGGUUUCUUGUGAUGAUCUUGUAGAUUCGUUGGAGAACAUCUAUCUCAACGACGAUGACGAAGUAGACAACUCAAAGGAAAGCCAAGAUGAAGAAGUAGAGCCACUCGUAAACGAGGAACAACCACAAGAGGAGGAAACGCCAAUUCCAAGGGCAUGGAGGACUUCAAAGAACCAUCCUCUUGACAAGGUGAUCGGUGACAUCAACCGAAAGCACAUGGCGCAGCUUAUGUCCAUGUUCCAGCCAAUGCCACCACCACAGCCGCAGCCGCGCAUCGUUACCUUCAAGACGUUGAAGGAUAAUGGAGCGGAAGAGUUUCGAGGAGACAAGAUGGGGGAGCCCCAGAUUGCAUUGGAUUGGCUUGAGCAGAUGGACCGGGAUCGCUUUGAUCGAGCUUUCACGAAGGAGUACGUCCCCAUCCGGUACCGCGAGGAGAGGCGCGAUGAGUUCGUUGCGCUUAAGCAGGAGGGGAUGUCACUGCCUGAACUGAGACAGAAGUUCGACUACCUGUCCCAGUAUGCAACGAGUCUGGUCUCCACUCCGGAGGAUCGUUUGAAUGAGUUCGUCAAGAAGCUACGGCCGGACUUUAGGCCGUACGCCGCGCUGAUCACGACGACAGAUUUUAAUGCGGCGUAUGAUUUGAUUGUGAAGACGGAAAAGAGCUUGGACAAUUUGCAGGCAACCAAGAAGGAGGAUCGAUCGACAAAAGACUCGCGACCCGCGGCCAGCACGGGGCCGAGCGGGAAGAGUUUUGGAUUUGGGGGAAGGAGGUGUCCGUUGUCCGUGCAUGGGAAGCAAUUCCCUGCAGAUUUGAUAGAGCUACCACACAAGGAGUUUGACAUUAUCCUUGGUAUGGAUUGGCUCACCGAGCAUAGAGCAGUGGUCGACUGUAGUUUUCGGACCGUACGGCUGAGGGCCGAGGACAGUAGCGACGUAUCACUCUCCGGGGAGGAAAUCCGUACGGUUUGCGACUUCUCCGAUGUCUUUCCCGAAGACCUACCUGGUUUGCCUUUGCCGAGAGAGGUAGAGUUCUCGAUCAAUCUCAUUCCGGAUUCGUUGGAGAACAUCUAUCUCAACGACGAUGACGAAGUAGAAAACUCAAAGGAAAGCCAAGAUGAAGAAGUAGAGCCACUCAUAAACGAGGAACAACCACAAGAGGAGGAAACGCCAAUUCCAAGGGCAUGGAGGACUUCACAGAACCAUCCUCUUGACAAGGUGAUUGGUGACAUCAACCGAAAGGAUGAGGACGGAUCGUUGAUUUCAAACGUCAACGGGGUGGAGAUUUAUUUGAAUGAGGAGAACAUUCAAUUUCUCACCGGGCUUUGUCGGGACGGACAGGAUCUCAGGCUCUACGUCGGAGAAGAAGGAGCACGGUUCAACGAGACCGCCCUCUUGGAGGAAGUGGGUAUCCGAAACUUCAUCCCCACUCCCCAACAGCGGCGCCCUACGAUUGCUUCCAUGAGUCCCGUGUUUCGAUUCAUUUUUUAUAUUUUGACACGGAUUCUCAAGCCUAGGAAGUUCAAUCACACCACUCUCUCCCAGGAGGACACGAAGACAAUUCAUGUGAUGAUUCACAACGCCAAUAUCAAUUGGUGUAAAUUUGUGAUGACUCACAUGUUCAAUGCCACCUUCGACAACCAGCCGCUCCCAUAUGCUCUCCUUGUCAUGGCGAUCCUUGAUGAGUUCCACAUCAAGACGGACGUCGGGCCAAAAUGCAAAGGAACGAAGCAUUGGGAGAUUGACGAGUCUUCCUUCCACCCGAGAACUGAUGAAGCUACGUUCCCGCAGCCUCGUCCUCGCUGCCAACCGAGAGCCACUGCCUCGACCGCCGCCGCUUCGACCAACCCUUUUCUUGCCAAGCAAAUGGCAGCCUUGACCACCACUCUCUCUCGGAUUGACACCAACGUCUCCCAAACGGCCCAAAAUGUAAAUAUUUUGAGCCGAGAGCUUCACGGGAAGCCUCUAAUGCCCAACAGCUCUAUGACACAUACCCUACAGAUUCUAACAGAAUCACUGCCCAACUAUCCAAUGCCUAAACUCAUCAAAGUUGUAAAUAUGGAGGUGGAAUACUGGAAACAAAAGUCCAACAUCAAGUGGCUCGAUAAGGGUGAUGCAAACUCCAAACUCUUCCAAGCUUAUGCCAAGGGAAAGAGAAAGAAACUUUCUAUCAAGCACAUUAUGACCUCUGGAGGUAGAGGUACCUCUUCACCCAAUGAAAUUAAAGAGGAGACCAUCCAACACUUUCAGAACCUCUACACCUCCAACCACACCCCUUCCCACAGCACCAUCACUAACCUGAUCCCCAAUGUUAUCUCAAUGGAGGACAACAUAAUGUUGAGUGCCAUCCCAAAUAUGAACGAAGUGAAGAAUGUUGUCUGGGAACUUAACGGUGACAGCGCCAGUGGACCGGAUGGAUUCAAUGGGAAUUUCUUCAAAACCUCCCGGGAGACAAUAAAAAAUGAUGUGCUCAUUGCUUCCCAAGAAUUCUUCCUUGGCAGACCCAUUCCUUGUGCUUAUGGAAGCACCUAUUUAACUCUUAUUCCCAAAUGCUUGAACCCUAAACGCUUUGAUGACUACCAUCCUAUUUCCCUCUCCACCUUCAUGAGCAAGAUCAAUACCAAAAUUCUAUCCAACAGACUUAACAUCCUCCUUCACAAACUCAUACCUCCCGAGCAAGCUGCUUUUCAGAAAGGGAGAUCCAUUGAUGAUCACAUCCUGGUGGCCCAAGAAGCUAUACACAUUAAUGACAAAAAGGUGUGUGGAGGCAACACCAUUUUCAAGAUUGACAUGGCAAAAGCAUUUGAUAAAAUGAAAUGGAGCUUCAUUGAGGGGAUUCUUAAUGCGUUUGGUUUUUCUGACCAGUCCAUCAAUCUUUUGAUGGCUAAUCUCAAAGGAACCAACAUUAGCAUCCUUAUCAAUGGAGAACCUUAUGGAUUCCUUAAAAUGUCCAGGAAAGUUAAACAAGGAGACCCCCUAUCCCCCCUCCUUUAUAUCAUUACAGGUGAAGGACUCAGUAGGCUGCUCAAUCACUAUGCUGACACUAACCACCUUCAAAGAUUUAAUGUAGGUAGUGUCAGAUUCCCUAGCCACCUCAUUUAUGCUGAUGACCUUAUGAUAUUCACCAAAGGAGACACGAGGAACCUCCUUAAACUUAAAAACAUUCUUGGAGAAUACCUGCAAGCAUCAGGGCAAGAGAUCAACUUCUCCAAAAGCAGAUUCUACACCUCUAGAAAGACUCACUCAUCUCAAAUCCAGAAUAUGGAGAAAGCACUAGGGAAUGGCUUGGAUCCAGGGCUGGAGGGUGUUCUCACCCUCUUUUCUUUCUUUUUCCCCCUCUCCCCUUCUUCCUUCUUCUUGCUUCUCCCUUCUUUCUUGGUCUUCCUCCUCUUUUCUCCCUUCUUCUGUUUCUGGAAACACGCUAAGUUUCACUCAUCCAAACCCUCUUUGUUUUGAUGUUUGAAGGUUGGUGUGUCUUCCCUCUGGUGCUGGGUGGGUUGGGGCCCCAUUGGUUCUGUGGACUGGUGGGGUUGUGAGGAAACAAACCAACCUCUAUUUACCCCUUCUGGGUAGUUAGAGGUUGAGUUGGGUCCUGGUUUUGACUUGGUCCUAUUCGGUGCAAAUGGUCCUUUGGUGCUUCUCAACCUCUGAUGGACUUGGUUCUGCUGUUUU